AGAAGUCAACUCAGCGUGCUGUUUUGUUUACAAAAGAGCAACUUUUGUUUCUUUAUUCAAUUUACUUUACCAAACCGUGUUUCCAAACAUCUGUCCUGCUGUAGUUCAGCUCGUUUUCGUCUGGUUCAACGUCGAUGGGAUCAGGGUCGAUUUGCCCCCUCCAAUAACAUCAUCAUCUACUUCAAAACCCUCACUUCCUCUCCUUGCCAUGUAAAUGAAAUUCGAUCUUUCUUAUCAUCCCAAGCAUUGGAAAUAAUAUGACAACGACGAGUAUAUCGUAGGAGUGGGCUUCUGUAGAGGCAUACGAAGCGUCCAAUACAUUAGAAAUGGGCUUUGGCGACGUCAACUGAACCCAAGUCAUCUGUAGUAGUUUGAGAAUUGUGAGCAAAAAUCAUGGCAAUGCAAGAAUCAUUGUUGCGCUCUUCUUCCUUUAGCUAUGGAUUCAAAUACGAUGUGUUUCUCAGCUUUAGAGGCGAAGAUACUCGUCACGGUUUCACAGGCCAUCUCUACAAAGCUCUUCUUGACAGAGGAAUCCACACCUUCAUUGAUGAUAAAGAGCUUCAAAGAGGAGAGGAAAUCACACCAUCACUUGUCAAGGCAAUUGAAGAAUCCAGGAUUUCCAUCAUUGUGUUCUCCAAGAACUAUGCUUCUUCUUCAUUUUGCUUGGACGAACUUGUCCAUAUCCUUCACUCCAUCAAGGAAAAUGGUCGGUUGGUUUUGCCAGUUUUCUAUGACGUUGACCCUUCUGAUGUGCGAAAGCAUACAGGUACUUAUGGUGUGGCAUUGACUAGGCAUGAGGAGAGGUUUAAGGAUAACAUGGAAAGGUUGCAUAAAUGGAAGAUGGCUCUGAAUCAAGCAGCUGACUUGUCUGGCUUUCAUUUCAAACAACAAGGGAAUGAGAAUGAAUAUGAGUUUAUUGAGAAGAUUGUUAAAGUGGUCUCCAACAAUAUUGAUCGUGCUCCUCUACAAGUUGCGAAGUAUCCAGUUGGAAUGGAGUCUAAAGUGAAAGAAGUAAUGUCACUUCUCAAUGUCCGAUGUGAUGGAGUCCGCAUGAUAGGGAUCCAUGGAAUUGGGGGAAUAGGGAAGACGACAGUUGCUCGAGCAGUUUAUAAUGCUAUUGCUGAUUCAUUUAAAGCUUUGUGUUUUCUUGAUAAUGUGAGAGAAAAUUCAAUUAAACAUGGAUUAGAACGUCUCCAAGAGACACUUCUUUCUGAUUUAGUAGGAGAGAAGGAUAUUAAGUUAACAAGUGUCAAUAAAGGAAUUUCAAUAAUAGAGCAUAGGCUCCAAAGGAAGAAGGUUCUUUUAGUUCUUGAUGAUGUUGACAAAUUGGAGCAAUUGCAGGCAACUGUUGGAGGGCUUGAUUGGUUUGGUUCUGGCAGCAGAAUCAUCAUUACAACUAGGGAUAAGCAUUUGCUAAAAAGUCAUGGGGUUGAGAAAACUUAUGAGUUAGAUGGGUUGAAUAACAAAGAAGCUCUUGAAUUACUUUGUUGGAGUGCUUUUAAAACUGACAGAGUUGAUUCCAGUUAUGUGGAAAUUUUAAAUCGUGCAGUAACUUAUGCUUCUCGACUUCCACUGGCAUUGGAGGUAAUGGGUUCCUAUUUGUUUGGGAAAAGGAUAGAAGAAUGGGAAUCUGCAUUAGAUAAGUAUGAGAGAAUUCCUAAUAAAGAGAUCCAAAAGAUACUUGAAUUAAGUUUUCAUUCUUUGGGGGAAUAUGAGCAGAAAAUUUUUCUUGAUAUUGCUUGUUUCUUCAAAGGAAAUAAUUUAGCAUAUGUCAAAAAGUUACUUUAUGCUCAUCAUGGUAUCUGCCCAGAAUAUGGUCUUGGAGUGUUGAUUGAAAAGUCUCUCAUAAAGAUUAAUGUAUAUCGUAAUGUAACAUUGCAUGACCUGAUAGAGGACAUGGGUAAAGAAAUUGUCCGACAGGAAGCCCCAGAAGAGCCAGGCAAACGUAGUAGAUUAUGGUUCCCCAAUGAUAUAGUUCAAGUUUUAGAAGAUAACACGGGAACUAGUAGUAUUCAAAUACUAAUGCUGGAUUUCCUCAAAUUUGAAGAAGUAGUUGAAUGGGAUGGAAACGCCUUCAAGGAGAUGAAAAACCUCAAAACACUUAUUAUUAGAAAAGGUUGUUUUUCGGAAGGUCCCAAACAUCUUCCAAAUAGUUUGAGAGCACUAGAAUGGUGGAGAUAUCCUUCACCAUCUUUACCGUCUAAUUUUCGUCAAAAGAACCUUGAGUUUGUGAAUAUGAGAGUUUUGAAUUUUAAUGGUUGUCAUUGUAUUACAGAGAUACCUGAUGUAUCAGGUGUUCCAAGUUUGGAAGAAUUAUCAUUUGAAUGUUGUGAUAAUUUAAUUAGAAUUCACAAAUCAGUUGGAUUACUUAAAAAACUUAAAAUCUUGAACGCUGAUGGUUGCAAGAAGUUUAGGAGUUUUCCACCCAUCAAGUUGACCUCUCUUGAAGAACUCCAGUUUUCAUGUUGUCCUAGUCUUGAGAAUUUUCCAGAAAUAUUAGGAAAGAUGGAAAAAAUAACACAUCUUGAAAUCCAAGACACCCCCAUAAAAGAACUGCCAUUUUCAAUUCAAAAUCUCACUCGUCUUCGAACUCUAGAGCUGUCACGUUGUGGAGUUUUCCAGUUACCAAGCAACAUUUCGAUGAUGCGAGAUUUUGAUCAUUUUAUUUUUGAGGAAUGUGAGGGGUUGCUUAUAUCUAAACAGGACGAAGGUGAUGCACAAGUGAGCUCAUUGAUGUUAAAGAAAACCUUUGAUAUUAACCUUUCGAAAUGCAAUAUGUCAGACGAAUUCAUUCGAAAAGGUCUCCCUUUGUUUUUCAAUAUGCGACGGUUAUUCCUUUACGAGUGUAAUCUUAAAAGUCUUCCUGCAUGCAUCAAAGAAUGUCUCUUUUUGACAGAAAUUCAGUUAUUUUUGUGCGAGAAUUUUCGGGAAAUUGGAGGGAUUCCACCCAACUUAGAAACAUUCAAAGCAUAUGAGUGCACAUCCUUGAAAGAUUUAGACCUCACACUAUUUCCUGAAUGUUUGACGACACUUUUUCUUAUAAAUUGCGAGAAUCUUCAAGAAAUCAGAGGGAUUUCACCCAACAUAAGAACUUUGGGUGCAACAGAAUGCCCAUCCUUGACUUCCGAGUGUAGAAGCAUGUUACUUAAUGAGGAAUUUCAUGAGGGUGGAGACAAACUGUUUUUCUUGCCAGAAACAAGGAUUCCAGAGUGGUUUGAGCACUGUAGCAAUGGACCGUCAAUUUCAUUAUGGUUUCGUAACAAGGUCCCUGCCAUAUCUCUAUGUUUUGCUAUUCGAUUCAAAUCAUUUUAUACAGAUGAUGGCUAUUUUGAGCUCAAUAUUGAAGUCAACGGCAUUUCAGUAGAUACAAGAGUGUGUUUCAGUUGGUUUCUCCUGGAAAGGGAUUAUACAGUUCUUUGUGAUAUAAAACAGGAAAAACUUGACGGAAUUUUUUCUGAUAUAGAAGAAAAUAAAUGGAAUUAUGUGGUGUGUACUGCAUCAAUUAGAGGAGAAGAAGUGUUUGUCAAACAAAGUGGAAUCCAUGUAUUCAAACAAGGAAGUUGCAUUGAGGACAUUCAAUUCACCGAUCCACUAUUGCUGAAAGAAGAGCAUGAGCAUAGAUUGAUGGACAUGACAGAUUCUCAGACAAUUUAUGCAGCACCAAACAAUAAUGUGAAUUGGCAUUCAAAUUCAAUGGUACCAAAGCUGGGGAGUAGCACUCCCGAUUUCCAAGGAUGUGAAAUUGUGUCCAGAAAGAGGAAAAUAGGCAUGUUAAAUGUGGACUUCGACAAUGAAGCCUGUGAACCUUGUUGUCCUGCACCUUCAAAAGUGGUUUUGAAUUCAGCAGUUUCAAACUUUGCUAGUGGUGCUGCCAGUGAAGAAGCAAAAAUCAUGGCAAGGCAAGAAUCAUUGUGCUCCUCUUCUUCCUUUAGCUAUGGAUGGAAAUAUGAUGUGUUUCUCAACUUUAGAGGCGAAGAUACUCGUCAUGGUUUCACUGGCCAUCUCUACAAAGCUCUUCAUGAUAGGGGAAUCCACACCUUCUUUGAUGUUAAAGAGCUUCAAAGAGGAGAGCAAAUCACACCAUCACUUGUCAAGGCAAUUGAAGAAUCCAGGAUUGCCAUCACUGUGUUCUCUGAGAACUAUGCUUCUUCUUCAUUUUGCUUAGAGGAACUUGUCCAUAUCAUUCACUCCAUCAAGGAAAAGGGUCGGUUGGUUUUGCCAGUUUUCUAUGACGUUGACCCUUCUGAUGUGCGAAAGCAUACAGGUACUUAUGGUGAGGCAUUGACUAGGCAUGAGGAGAGGUUUAAGGAUAACAUGGAGAGGUUGCAGAAAUGGAGGAUGGCUUUGUGUCAAGCAGCUGACUUGUCUGGCUUUCAUUUCAAACAGAAUGAGAAUGAAUAUGAGUUUAUUGAGAAGAUUGUUAAAGUGGUCUCCAACAAGAUUAAUCGCACUCCUUUACAUGUUGCGAAGUAUCCAGUUGGAUUGGAGUCUAAAGUGAAAGAAGUAAUUUCACUUCUUAAUGUUCGAUCUGAUGGAGUCCGCAUGAUAGGGAUCCAUGGAAUUGGGGGAAUAGGGAAGACGACAGUUGCUCGAGCAAUUUAUAAUUUGAUUGCCCAAUCAUUUGGAGCUUUGUGUUUUCUUGAUAAUGUGAGAGAAAAUUCAAUUAAACAUGGAUUAGAACGUCUCCAAGAGACUCUUCUUUCUGAUUUAGUAGGAGAGAAGGAUAUUAAGUUAGCAAGUGUAGAUAAAGGAAUUCCAAUAAUAAAGCAUAGGCUCAAGAGGAAGAAGGUUCUUUUAGUUCUUGAUGAUGUUGACAAACUGGAGCAAUUGGAGGCAACUGUUGGAGGGCUUGAUUGGUUUGGUUCUGGCAGUAGAAUCAUCAUUACAACUAGGGACACGCAUUUGCUGAAAAUUCAUGGGGUUGAGAAAACUUAUGAGCUAGAUGGGUUGAAUAACAAAGAAGCUCUUGAAUUAAUUAGUUGGAAUGCUUUUAAAACUGACAAAGUUGAUCCCAGAUAUGUAGACAUUUUAAACCGUGUAGUAACUUAUGCUUCUCGACUUCCAUUGGCUUUGGAGGUAAUAGGUUCCAACUUGUAUGGAAAAAGGAUAGAAGAAUGGGAAUCUGCAUUAGAUCAGUACAAAAGAAUUCCUAAUGAAGAGAUCCAGAAGAUACUUAAAGUAAGUUUUGAUUCUUUGGAGUAUGAUCAGAAACAAAUGUUUCUUGAUAUUGCUUGUUGCUUUAAAGGAUAUGCUUUGUCAUAUGUCUAUGCUCAUCUUGAUUUCUGCCUAGAAUAUGGUAUUGGAGUGUUGAUUGAAAAAUCUCUCAUAAAGAUUGAUGUAUUUGGUCAUGUGACAUUGCAUGACCUGAUAGAGGACAUGGGUAAAGAGAUUGUCCGACAGGAAGCACCAAGAGAGCCUGGCAAACGUAGUAGAUUAUGGUUCCCGGAUGAUAUAGUUCAAGUUUUAGAAGAUAAUACGGAGUUUGUGAAUAUGAGAGUUUUGAAUUUUAGUCGUUGUCAUUGUAUUACAGAGAUACUUGACGUGUCUGGUGUUCCAAAUUUGGAAGGAUUAUCAUUUGCAAAAUGUGAAAAUUUAAUUAAAAUUCACAAAUCAGUUGGAUUCCUGAAUAAACUUAAAAUCUUGAACGCUGAUGGUUGCAAGAAGUUUAGGAGUUUUCCACCUAUUGAGUUGACCUCUCUUGAAAAACUCCAGCUUUCAUGUUGUCCUAGUCUUGAGAAUUUUCCAGAAAUAUUAGGACCAAUGGAAAAAAUAACAUAUCUUGAAAUCCGAGACACUCCCAUAAAAGAACUGCCAUUUUCAAUUCGAAAUCUCACUAGGCUUGGAAGACUAAGGCUGACAUGUUGUGGAGUUUUUCAGUUACCAAGGAGCAUUUUGAUGAUGCGAGAUUUUCGUAAUUUUAAUUUUGAGGAAUGUGAGGGAUUGCUUAUAUCUAAACAGGACGAAGGUGAUGCACAAGUGAGCUCAUUGGUGUUAAAGAACACCUUUGAUAUUAACCUUUCGAAAUGCAUUAUGUCAGAUGAAUUCCUUCGAAAAGGUCUCCCUUUGUUUUUAAAUAUGCGACGGUUAUUCCUAGACGAGUGUAAUCUCACAAGUCUUCCUGCAUGCAUCAAAGAAUGUCUCUUUUUGAAAAAAAUUGAGUUAUUUUGGUGCGAGAAUUUUAGGGAAAUUGGAGGGAUUCCACCCAACUUAGUAACAUUCGAAGCAAUUGGGUGCCGAGCCUUGAAAGAUUUAGACCUCACACUAUUUCCUGGAUGUUUGAUGACACUUAUUCUGAGAAAUUGCGAGAAUCUUCAAGAAAUCAGAGGGAUUUCACCCAACAUAAGAACUUUGCAAGCAACAGGCUGCCCAUCCUUGACUUCCGAGUGUAGAAGCAUGUUACUGAAUGAGGAAUUGCAUGAGGAGGGUGGAGACAAAGCGUUUCUCUUGCCAAAAACAAGGAUUCCUGAGUGGUUUGAGUACUGUACCAAUGGACCGUCAAUUUCUUUCUGGUUUCGUAACAAGGUCCCUGCGAUAUCUCUAUUUUUUGCUAUUCCAUUCAAAUUUCACUAUUUUGGGCUCAAUAUGGAAGUCAACGGCAUUUCAAAAGAUACAGGAGUGGGUUUCAAUUGGUUUCCCCUGGCAGGGGAUUAUACAGUUCUUUGUGAUAUAAAACAGGAAAAACUUGACGGAAUUUUUUCUGAUAUAGAAGAAAAUAAAUGGAAUCAUGUGGUGUGUACUGCAUCAAACAGCAGAGAAGAAGUGUUUGUCAAACAAAGUGGAAUCCAUGUAUUCAAACAAGAAUGUCGCAUGGAGGACAUUCAAUUCACCGAUCCACUGUUGCUGAAAGAAGAGCACGAGUAUAAAUUGGUGGACAUGACAAAUUCUCUGACAAUUUAUGCAGCACCAAACAAUAAUGUGAAUUGGCAUUCAAAUUCAAUGGUACCAAAGCUGGGGAGUAGCACUCCCGAUUUCCUAGGAUGUGAAAUUGUGUCCAGAAAGAGGAAAAUAGGUAUGUUAAAUGUGGACUUGGACAAUGAAGCAUGUGAACCUUCCUGUCCUGCACCUUCAAAAGUGGCUUUGAAUGCAGCAGUGUCAAACUUUGCUAGUGGUGUUGCCAGUGAAGGAGAAUCUUCUCAAAACCCAGGUUUUACAUAGACACUAAAUAUUCAGGCCUCCAGAGGACAAGAAAUAUACAUAAAAACGUUUUGCAGUGUUGACAACCACAAUUGACGUGUCUUUCAAAAAUCAAAGUGAUCUAAGUCAAAAUGAUGUAGAAACAGAAGCAUUUUAUGCUUCUCUUGAAGAUGAGACCCAUGUUCUUGCAAACCUUUCAGGUUUGCAAGAUAAACCGGCCACCACUGAUCCAAAUGAAAAGGUCAGGGAAGCAUUGAAAUUAGUACAAGACUUCAUCUCCAAUGAUGCCUCAGUUUUUCAAGAUAAAUGUAGUAUCAUGAAAACUAGGAAUAUGAGGAGAAAUGAGAACAUUGAUAUCAGAAGCUUCAAGGGUGCUUACACAUUGGAGUAGGGAUUGCAUUGAAGUAAGUAGGAAAAUUGAGUCCACUGCAUCUGCAUCUGAGUUUGGUGAGAGCUGAUAAAUUAGAAGCUGAUUUAGAAAUAAUAUGAACCACUUCAGGGAAGUUGUGGCAUUAGAAAAAGUGCUUCUUCAAAAGUUAGCUAGAAGAGCAAAUCAAUGCCAUAAAAGCUAACAUCUCAUAAGAGAAGGAAAGACAAUGACACAAACUAUAACUGCCCUGUGCAUAAAUAAUUUGGUUAUAGUUUUUUGAAGUCCUUUUGUUGUUGAUUGACUAGUUG
Messenger RNA from Gastrolobium bilobum, 7812 nucleotides. RefSeq lists its product as uncharacterized. Gene Ontology annotation, biological process: signal transduction; defense response. Gene Ontology annotation, molecular function: ATP hydrolysis activity; ADP binding. The transcript is spliced from 13 exons. Bases 394 to 7155 code for a protein of 2253 amino acids. Lineage: Eukaryota; Viridiplantae; Streptophyta; Magnoliopsida; Fabales; Fabaceae. The record is from RefSeq and is a predicted model, not a curated record.